Siniperca chuatsi (mandarin fish) is the source of this 6469-nucleotide messenger RNA. It is a transcript of the gene abcb10, whose product is annotated as ATP-binding cassette, sub-family B (MDR/TAP), member 10. The record is from RefSeq and is a predicted model, not a curated record. The transcript is spliced from 14 exons. Gene Ontology annotation, biological process: transmembrane transport. NCBI's taxonomy places the organism in Eukaryota, Metazoa, Chordata, Actinopteri, Centrarchiformes, Sinipercidae. Gene Ontology annotation, cellular component: membrane. The coding region runs from base 527 to 2704 and encodes 725 amino acids. Gene Ontology annotation, molecular function: ABC-type oligopeptide transporter activity; ATP hydrolysis activity; ATP binding.
AGUUUGAUUAUGUCGUCAGCCAUUGAAUUCCCCCGUCGAGGAGGAGGAGGAGAAAUCGCGUGUACAUGCGAACCAAACCAGGGUCACCUUUCCUGUUUCAGCCCUUUUAGACUCUUCCCAGGACAAUUAGGUGUAUUUCUCAGAGUGGAUUUGGUGUUAGUCGGUCUUCGGCAGCUUGUGUUUCCACUUCCCCCGCCUGCCAACCAAAUAUUCAGCGACAGAUGACGGUGACAGGCAGGGUGUUGGUAGCUGUUCAGUGAUAAGAGAUAAAGUGGGUGAAGGCGGCUGUCAGGCGCAGAUAAAAGGGACAAUAACGGUCUAAACUCGACAAUGUAGCGGGAAGAAGCUCGGCUAUAGACACGGGGCGUUGAUGUGACGGCUGGUGGACUAAAAUGUUUCUCCGAGUGGUCUUACUCAACAAGAAACACCUCGACACUAUCAGUCUCUGACUGGUUGGCCACUAAGGAAAAUACUUAGAUUUCUUUUACCUUUUGCCAAAUUUAGUCAGUAGCUGACAACCAGGACGAUGCGGCUUUUAUUUCGCAUGUCAAGGUGCACACAUGAAGUGCAUUUGUCCAAACUCAAGCUAACACAGCCGAGGAUGUUGUGGCUGGAGCACCAUCUGACCCCCUCAGCUGCCCCCCGGAGGAAGAGACAGUCGACCGGGGUCAAGUCAUCAGUCCAUCCGACACCUGCCUUCCCUCUCUCCUCACCCAGGCCCUUCACGUCUGUCCUGCCCUGCAGCCCACUCAGAGGUCUCUCUAUCCUCUGUUCACACACACCGACAGGCCGAGCACGGACAGUCACACACACACCUGUUGCCUUUGCCAGUUCUUCAGCCGCCUCCACACCUACACCAGCCGGAUCAGUGAAGACCCAGGCGGGCAGGGAGAUAGGCCGAACACCGACCAAUGUCCCCGUGGAGGAUGUUAAAAGGAUUUUGCAACUUGCUCACCCGGAGAGAUGGAGACUGGCAGCUGCUAUGGGCUUCCUAACUGUCUCCAGUGCAGUAACCAUGUCAGCUCCAUUCCUCCUGGGUAAAGUGAUUGACACCAUUUACACCACUGGAACAGACACAGAGACAAUGACGGCCUCUCUGACAUCGUUAUGUAUCAUGCUGACGGGAGUGUUCCUGUGUGGUGGGGCGGCUAAUGCUGCCAGAGUCUACCUCAUGGAGACCUCAGGCCAACAGAUUGUUCGUAAUCUCCGUGCCUCUGUCUUCUCCUCCAUCCUCAGACAGGAAGUGGCAUUUUUUGACAGGAAUAAGACCGGCGAGCUUAUCAACCGCCUCUCUGCUGACACGGCCGUGGUGGGCCACUCGAUCACUGACAACCUGUCAGACGGGCUGAGAGCUGUCGCCCAGGCAGCUGCUGGUGUCAGUAUAAUGUUCUAUGUCUCGCCGAGUUUAGCAAGCUUUGUGUUGCUGAUUGUUCCCCCUGUGGCCUGUCUUGCUGUCAUCUAUGGCAGAUACCUUCGCUCCAUCUCCAAACGCACACAGGAUGCACUCGCACAAGCCACACAGUUGGCAGAGGAGCGAAUCAGCAACUUGCGGACAGUCAGGGCUUUUGGUAAAGAGCUGUCAGAGGUCAACACAUACACACAGAAGACAGACCAGGUCUUCAGCCUAGCCAGGAAGGAGGCUGUGUUACGAGCUGGCUUCUUUGGAGUGACUGGUCUCAGUGGUAACAUCAUGAUCCUGUCAGUACUCUACAAAGGAGGCCUUCUGAUGGCCAGCCAGCACAUGACUGUGGGAGAGCUCUCAUCGUUCCUCAUGUACACCUUCUGGGUGGGCAUCAGUAUUGCAGGUCUGAGUUCAUUCUACUCUGAGCUGAUGAAGGGUUUUGGAGCAGGAACCAGACUGUGGGAGCUGCUGGACAGAAAGCCUGAGUUUCCUCUAAAUGAAGGCCUAGUGCUUCCUUCAGACCAGCUGAAGGGUCGGCUGGAGUUCAGUGAUGUCUCUUUUGCCUACCCGACCCGUAAGGAGGCGCCUAUUUUCCAGAACCUCAGCCUGCUGGUCCCAGCUGGGACCAUCAUGGCUGUGGUGGGACCCAGUGGGUCUGGAAAAUCAACCCUGGUCUCACUGCUGCUCAGGCUGUACGACACCGACGCUGGUAUCAUCUCUAUAGAUGGUCAUGACAUCAGAGAUCUGAAUCCCUACUGGCUCAGGAGUCACAUUGGAACUGUCAGCCAGGAGCCUGUGCUGUUUUCUUGCUCUAUAAGAGAUAAUAUCGCAUACGGUGCAGUGGACCCAGAUGCUGUGACCACAGAGGACAUCUACAGGGCAGCCAGAGUGGCCAACGCCUAUAAUUUCAUCCAGGCUUUUCCUAAGGGCUUUGACACUGUAGUGGGGGAGAAGGGAGUGCUGUUGUCAGGUGGUCAGAAGCAGAGGAUAGCCAUAGCCAGAGCUCUGCUUAAGAAUCCUAAAAUCCUGCUUUUAGAUGAGGCUACCAGUGCACUGGAUGCUGAGAAUGAGUUCCUGGUCCAGGAAGCCUUGGAGCGUCUGAUGGAAGGGAGGACAGUCGUGAUCAUCGCUCACCGUCUGUCCACCAUCCAGAAUGCGAACGCCGUUGCUGUACUGGACCAGCGGUGCAUAGCCGAGUGUGGCCAGCACACAGAGCUGCUAAGCAACAGGCAAGGACUGUUCAGAAAACUGAUGGAGAAACAGGCGUUUCUACAAGAGGAACAGAAACAUGCACUUCGCUGAGAGGGCAGGGAGUACAUAGUACUGGUGGAUGAGGAAGAGAGAGAAAUCAGGAGGUGAGGUCGAUUGCUGGAAAAAACUGCUCCAGAAGGGGUUGGGGGCAGAGGGAAAAAAAUAAAUAAAUUGCCUUGAAUGGGUAGAGAUGGAUAAAAGCUGAGGAAAGCAGAGCUUUCCACAGGUCUACAGAUGAACACUAGAGAAGAAAUUGGAAAGCCACUAAGAAUCCUAAAGGGAUUUUUCUAAAAGCUGCGAGUGUCCUUUCACUGCUGCAAUGACUAUGUGGCACCAAAUGAAGAGCUGUUAGGAAAGGAAACAGGGUAAUCCACAUUGAAGACCUAAGAAGUGAAACAUGGAUCAGAGAGUUCCUCCAGAUGCUUUGUUUUGAAAAUAUAAAUUUCUACACUGACAUGAUGAAGACAGACACUCCUCAGAAAGCUCAUAGCCAACAUGUGAUUUGUAAAUCACUGUCACUACCAUAGUUUUGGGUAAAAGCCUGAAUCCUGUUUUAAAUAGUUCAGGCAUAUGGUAGACAUGUGACAGUAUGAAUCUGGUGCAAAUGACAAACCUCUUUGAUUAUCUGCUAUCUGACACUUUAUGAUUUCCAAAACCAAACCAAAAACAGUCCAGUAUGAUGUGAACUGCUAAAUAUAUAUUUGUGUCUAUUUAUUGACUUUCUAAACUUGAAGCUUACAUGCAGAGUCUGUCACAGUCAUUUUAGAGUUUAAACAAGCCAAAUCAAGCAGCUAUUUGUGUUCUCUACACUGUGUUGUAAAACAGGACUGAAUACUAUUCUGAGAUGUCUUACUAUUCACAGAUUAGUGUAUGCACAUUUAUCAUAUAAAAUAAUAUUAGUGAUUGUCCUGUAAGUCACAGCUGAGGUGCUACACAUCUAAAACAAAACAAAAAAAAAAAAAACGUUACGUCUCUUAACAAGGAUUUGGUCUCAGUGGAUCAUAUUUACACUGGGAUUGGUUUGCUAAUAUGUUUCGAUUCAGUAGUUUUUCUUGCUUUGGGCUUAAUUGACAGCCUUGAAACUGCUAAACUUUUACCAUCUUUAUAUGUCAAACAACAUAAAAUGUGCACAGUUACUUGAGGAAGUUGAUGGAGGGCUGCUAAACAGCCUCUUUUCUGGUCGAUGUUCUGCUGCUCUCUGGUAGGAAGGGUACAGGAGUCAGAGGUGGUCUGUGUGUCGUGAUCACCGCUCUCUUAACAAUGAUCUCAUUGUCUAAAAUCCCUAAUUCCUUCAUCUUUUUUAUCUCGUCUUCAUAAAGUUACACAGUGCCAAUCAGAAUGUAGUAUUAGUCAACUUUCUUGGUCUAAUCUGUAAAUGGUGGAAAAACAGAAAGCAACAUUACGACUUAAAUGUGUGAAUGUGCAACGGUUCUGACUGUGUACUGUUUACCACUUUGUCAGUCAGUCUGGGACAUGAUAUCCCCCCCAUGCUGGGUUCACUGGUAGGUGUGUACUUGGCCGGCCUUAAAUGCUACGUAAACAGCUCUAAAACAACGUACAUGUUAGCCACAGUGCUGUUGAGCCAGUUAAAUAUUAUAGCUGGCUUGGAGAGCCCGACUAAGAGGUAAUUAUUCUCCUCAGUAAAUAUUUGGAUGGUAAAUGCCCAUUUCACCGCUCAGGGGGAGUCUAGACCAGAGUGUUUCAGAGGAUUUUCUUUUCUUUUUACAACAGACAUGCAAAUGCCCUCAGUUUGAAUUCCUCACAGCCCUAAAAGGACUGUAGAUUGGGUUUUUCUGGGACUCAUUUUAUUUUAAAUCCAUGUUUGAGUUCAGGCCAAUGAACAACAAAUUAAACUGUUGUAUGGCAUUUGUCGUGGCUCAGACAUAGAUGUCGAUGCACAGACAUAGAUGACACAGUGCACAUAGAUGGAUGACACAGAUGUCGAUGGACAAGAAGCUCUAAGCAACAUUUAUAUACAGGAUAAAUACAAACAAAUGAUGACAUAUUAUUCAAAUCAGUCUCUAUUCAAAUCUAUAUCUCCUAUAUUUCUAUUGACCUAAAACAGGUCAGAUAGUAUGGUGGAAAAGCUUUCUGUCACAUUAAUUAGAUCUAAUAAUUGCAGAAAUUGUAUAUAAUAUAUAUGUAUGUAAUUAAAUUAACCAGUCUUGAUUACAUUUAAAUGAGGGACAAUGUCAGGAUUAAUGAAUACAACAUUGAUCAAUGGUAACUGGCCAUUUCAGUAGCUGACUAACGUUGUCUGUGUACGAUAGUAAUCACUUUCUGGUUAUAUAUAUUUUGAGGUUUUAUAUAUUUAUUACAGCAUAUAGACUGUAUGGCAGCAGAAUCUGAGUUAACAUUUUCAUUACAAGAUGAUUUAUUAAGGUCAGUUCUCAUGUUCUUUGUUGUCUUUUUGCUAUAAUUCUUGUUAUUUCACCUAAAAGGCAAGUGUUUUUUUUUACUUGACCUACUUGACAGAUUUUCAUUUCCUCACAACAUGUUAGUCUUCAUUUAAAAGUAAAAUUUUACUUUAGAAUGAUGCCUUGAACGUCAGGUGCCAGACUUGUUUUGUGGUUCCUGUGGAAGUAAAAUUAUCCAAACUCAGCCUGUUAAAAUUAAACAGAAAGAAUUCAUGUUUUGCUAGAAAUCAUCUGACCACUCACUCCAGGCUAAAGCUAUGGAUGGAUCCAUGUCAAAUCACAGAAGACUGCUGGGGAUUUCUUUUUUAACUUGUGAGAUAUAAAUAAUUUGACCAAAAUUAUGUACGAUAGAUUUUUAAUUAUUUCUGUGUUUGUUAAAUCAUUAUACUUCUAUAAAGGUAAAUAAAGUGAAAUAUUUGUAGUUUUUAUUUGUUGGAAGAUUUUUUUGUGGAUGUUUUGUUGUUAAGCAGUUGUGGCUGCUUAGUCUGUUUAGGCACAUACACUGUACACUGGUAUUAAAUCAGAACAUAUUUAAAUGGCUUUAAAAAUGUUGAUUCUUUUUUGUUUUGUUUAGUGAAGGUGAAAUGUUACUACAUUGUUUCAAGGGGUUGGAUAGACCCUAACCAUAACCCAAACUUUGUAAAAUAUGUGAUGUAGUUUCAAUAGUAUUUUUAAAUAUACUAUUUUAUCUUAAAAAGAGUGUUUGUUUAUACUGCCUGCCUUAAAUCACCAUUCCUCUACAGAGCCACUAAAAGUGCUGGAAAGAGGAUACGCACUCAGUCGCCCCAUCUCCUCCUCUAUCACUGUAGAUUAUAUUUCAUAGCUUGUACCAGAUCCCAUUUCCUCAUUCAACUCAAAAUACGGACAUUUUCAUAACUCAUAACAAGCUGUGUCACAAGCACCUUUGUGUGUUUCCGUGCAGUAUGUCAGGCCGUCAGUAGGUGGUGCUGUUGCCUCAUACGUUGAGCUGCAGCCAGGCUCAGAAGUGUUCACUGCUUGCUGCAGGUUGGUGGGAUCAAUGUUCAUCCAGUCCUUCAUACCAAAAUAAAACAUCAUGGUAAUGAUAUGAGUAAUAUUCAGCUGUUGGUGGGUUGUGUUGACAGUGUGGUGAGCUUCUCAUGCAAACAGACUCUGCACAUUGUCCCAUCUGCUGGCACACUGACAGGUCCUGGCAAAGCAGCAAAUGAAUGCAAUCAAUUGAUUUAUCCAACUUUUGUAAGUGCUUGUUGCACUUGUGGGGCAGGUUAAGAGUCUGUCAAGAUUAAUCAAGUAUACAUCAAUCAAUUUAGAUAUUUAAAAUCAUGUCCAGCUGUAUUUGUAAUGUGAUAGAAAAGUACAGGCACAAGAGGCAAAGUUGUGCUGCAAAAUACCACUGAAAUAAAAGAUUUUAUGAAUUAUA